AUGGCCACCAACUUUAACACCCUCACCACCCUCCCCAACAGCCCCCCUAUGGCCUUCGCCAAAAACAACUCGGUAACCUUUCUUUCCAGCGACAACGCUUGUUUGGAUUUUUUCUUUCACGUGGUUCCCAAUACCCCGCUAGAGUCCCUCACCCAACGCCAUCAACCCGCCUGGGAUUUCGAUCCCCUGGCGACCCUUAAGCUGAUUUGCAACCUCCGCGGCGUCCGCGGCACUGGAAUGAUGGCGGCUUUAAAUAAUGGCGACGGUGGCGAAUUCCUAAACUGUGGAGCCGCCUCCACCACGGUCGCAGCAGUCACCGCCAAGGGCAAACAAAAGAAGAAGUGUCUGGAUUGGAAGCAGAGAUUACAGAUUGGCUUGGAUGUGGCCAUGGGGCUUAAUUAUCUUCAUAGCUACACUUCCCCUCCCCACGUGCACAAAAAUCUAAAAAGCAGCAAUGUUCUUGUUGAUGCUGAUUUCAGGGCGAAGAUCAGUAAUUUUGGGCCAGCAAGAUCAGCAGAUGGGCAAGGAGGCCAGUUUGCCUUGACUAGGCACAUUAUUGGGACGAAAGGUUACAUGGCUCCUGAGUAUUUGGAGAAUGGUCUGGUAUCCACAAUGCUUGAUGUUUAUUCAUUUGGGGUUCUCCUGCUAGAGAUUUUCAUUGGCAAAGAAGUCGCUGUCUUGUAUGAAGCUGUGAAUGUGAACUUGGCAGAGAUUCUGAGCCCUGUGCUUGACGAGAAAGACGGGAUCGAGAACUUGAGCCAGAUCAUGGAUUCUUCUCUCGAAGGAAAUUAUCCUUCUGAACUUGCAAUUUUGCUUAUCAGAUUGAUUGCUAGUUGCUUAAAGAAACAUCCAUCUGCCCGCCCAACCAUGCAUGAGAUUGUCCAGACUCUGUCCACAUCCGUCACUGCUACAACAUCUUGGCAUUCCAAAGAAAGUGCCUAA
This is a messenger RNA of Coffea eugenioides, 942 nucleotides long. Its product is annotated as protein LYK5-like. Gene Ontology annotation, molecular function: ATP binding; protein kinase activity. The transcript has 2 exons. The record is from RefSeq and is a predicted model, not a curated record. Gene Ontology annotation, biological process: protein phosphorylation. The coding region runs from base 1 to 942 and encodes 313 amino acids. NCBI's taxonomy places the organism in Eukaryota, Viridiplantae, Streptophyta, Magnoliopsida, Gentianales, Rubiaceae.